CAUGCAGAUAUGUUCGCGUGCGAGCUGUAAGGCCGCCCCUCUCCCUAGUCCCAAGUAUUUUUAUCCCACAAGCCCUAGGGAGAAUUACUGACAGCAGUAGGAAGUAGCCGGUAGGCUUUGCCUGGCUGCCUUCCCUUAGGGGUGACAGCUGGCCGGGGUGCACCUAGGGAUCCAGCAGAGUUGGAAGCAUCCUUAGACAAAAUGUUGCCCGGCCCUCACACUGUGCAGAUGAGAACACCCCCAACCUUUCAUCCCCCGCUACUUUGGGCAGCUUAUUGGUGUGUGCGCUUUUCGGUAGAGGGAACUUUUGAUGGUUUUCAGGAUGUCGGUCUCUAGGUUCGAGUCUUGCACCACAGUGUAUGUAGUAGCACUAUUGCAGCCCAGUCUCUUGGUCGUCCCACACCGAAUUUACGUGGUCUCUGUUCAAUAGAGGAGUUUUUAUGUUCUUCAGGAUAUUGGUCUGCAGGAUGGAGUUUCUCUGCUAAGAGUUAAAACUCACAAAAAGCUAGAAUUCUUCGAGCUUCCCUGGAGGGAUAGAGGUGAAAACACCUGGAUUUCUCAAAGACAAGCUUAAAGACCAGUAUAACUCAAAUGAUGUGAGCUACAUCCCACAAAAGUGUGGAAAGAAAGACCUCCCUGUUCUCUCUCCUUUAAUGUUAACUGUUGGCUGGACCUGAUGCUGCCAGUCACCCUCCUCUCUGUUCCCAACCUGAAAAUGGGUACAUGUGCAAGUGGCAGGACAAGAAAGGACUGGCCUGUCCCUGAUCAGAGUUAUUCUGAUCUGAAGAAUUUGGUGUUUAAAGCAUUAAGAUAAUAGCCUGAAUUGUUCAUGGAGUUUUUCAUCAGUAUGUCUGAAACCAUUAAAUAUAAUGACGAUGAUCAUAAAACUCUGUUUCUGAAAACACUAAAUGAACAACGCCUGGAAGGAGAGUUUUGUGAUAUUGCUAUCGUGGUUGAAGAUGUGAAAUUCAGAGCACACAGAUGUGUUCUUGCCGCUUGCAGCACCUACUUUAAAAAGCUGUUCAAGAAGCUUGAGGUUGAUAGCUCUUCAGUAAUAGAAAUAGAUUUUCUUCGUUCUGACAUAUUUGAGGAGGUCCUGAACUACAUGUAUACAGCAAAGAUUUCUGUGAAAAAAGAAGAUGUCAACUUAAUGAUGUCAUCAGGUCAGAUUCUCGGUAUCCGAUUUUUAGACAAACUAUGUUCUCAGAAGCGUGAUGUAUCUAGUCCCGAUGAAAAUAAUGGCCAAUCAAAAAGUAAGUAUUGCCUCAAAAUAAAUCGCCCCAUUGGAGAUUCUGCUGACACUCAGGAUGAUGACGUGGAAGAAAUUGGAGAUCAGGAUGACAGUCCUUCUGAUGACACGGUAGAAGGCACACCCCCAAGUCAGGAGGAUGGCAAGUCACCUACAACGACGCUCAGGGUUCAGGAAGCCAUCUUGAAGGAGCUGGGGAGUGAGGAAGUUCGAAAAGUAAACUGCUAUGGCCAGGAGGUAGAAUCCAUGGAAACCCCAGAAUCAAAAGAUCUGGGGUCCCAGACCCCUCAAGCCUUAACCUUUAAUGAUGGAAUGAGUGAAGUGAAGGAUGAACAGACACCAGGCUGGACAACAGCUGCCAGUGACAUGAAGUUUGAGUACUUGCUCUAUGGCCACCAUCGGGAGCAGAUUGCCUGUCAGGCAUGUGGUAAGACAUUCUCCGAUGAAGGCAGGUUGAGGAAGCAUGAAAAGCUCCACACGGCGGACAGGCCAUUCGUUUGCGAAAUGUGUACGAAAGGGUUUACCACGCAGGCUCACCUGAAAGAACACCUGAAGAUCCACACGGGGUACAAGCCCUACAGCUGUGAGGUGUGUGGGAAGUCGUUUAUUCGCGCCCCAGACUUAAAGAAGCAUGAGAGAGUUCACAGUAAUGAAAGACCGUUUGCAUGCCACAUGUGUGACAAAGCCUUCAAACACAAGUCCCACCUCAAAGAUCAUGAACGAAGACACAGAGGGGAGAAGCCUUUUGUGUGUGGCUCCUGCACCAAGGCAUUUGCCAAGGCAUCCGAUCUGAAAAGGCAUGAGAACAAUAUGCACAGUGAAAGGAAGCAAGUUACCUCUAGCACCAUCCAGAGUGAGACAGAACAGUUGCAGGCUGCAGCCAUGGCCGCUGAGGCGGAGCAGCAGCUGGAGACAAUAGCCUGCAGCUAGAGGUGACCGGGAAGGAGCCCUGUGCCUGAGCCCUGGAGACUGAGGUUGCAUUGUGUAUAAUCGAACUUCAGACACUGUAUUUUUGUUGAAACUUACGGAACAUUGUACUCACUGGACUUAAGGCAGUACUUGGUUAGGUAUUUCUAAACUUUUCAAGGAAAUGUUCCUUAUUCCGACCAAACAGUUUCACUGUCUUGUCUGGUGUCUAGUAGUAAUGUUGCCAUACACCCCACUCCUCUUUUUUACGAUUUUAAUUUGAGAGCUCCCAUGUCCAGGUCAGAAGGGAAGACUCCUGUUUUGUAUUCCUCCCUACAGCUGCGCUGGUGAGUGCACUGUACAGAGUGAUAACUGAGUAAAUUGAUUUCCUAAUCCUCACAAUUGUAUGUGACUCGUGGUCAAAACAGCAUUUUUAAUAACUUAAUAAAAGUUCUUCACGUAGAUGCAAAAAAUCCUGGUGGAUGGUUGACCAAGAAUGCUGCGCAGCUAUGAAAACAAGUUCUGGAAAUGCAGAAUGGUAUUGGGUUUAUAUUUGGUGUGUUAAUUUUAUAUCACUGUUUUUCACUGUUUUGUGGACAAAUAACGGUUGCUUUGCUGAAGUGUCUCUUCAUUUUGACUGCCUGUACCUGCCUGAAAAGAUGGAAGUCAUAAGUCCCAAAGGUAGAGUAAACCCACGAGGAUGUGGGUGCUCUGGGGGCUGAGUUUUUUGUUCCUCUUACUUGGGGCAUUGCCCCUUUCUGUGGAGUUUGUAGAGUGGAUGGGUGGUGGGAAGAAUAGAAAAGGGCGAAUAGGCACCUUGCUGUCAGAGACAAGGUUUUCACAUUUGCAACAAUUCCAAGAUUUUCUAGACCAAGGGAAUUCCUAAUUGAUUUUGAAAUUGGAUUUUUUUUAGGAUCAAAAUUAGGACAAGAAUUGAUAUGCUGCUUUAGCUACAUUGGUGUAACUUAACAGAAUGUCGUCAAGCUUUUGGACUCUCUGCAGCACGAUUUAUCCAUAAAGCAGAUGUAAUAUCAUUACUUAAAUUAAUAAAUUUAAAAUUCUUUAAGUGUGUAAA
Molecule: messenger RNA, 3230 nt
Organism: Manis javanica (Malayan pangolin)
Lineage: Eukaryota; Metazoa; Chordata; Mammalia; Pholidota; Manidae
Source: RefSeq, a predicted model, not a curated record